Saitoella complicata NRRL Y-17804 is the source of this 1472-nucleotide messenger RNA. RefSeq lists its product as uncharacterized. The transcript has 2 exons. The coding region runs from base 208 to 1230 and encodes 340 amino acids. Lineage: Eukaryota; Fungi; Ascomycota; Saitoellomycetes; Saitoellales; Saitoellaceae. The record is from RefSeq and is a predicted model, not a curated record.
UCGCCUUCCUCGGCCUUACCCCAAUCGACUCGUUCGCUGGCGUUACGAGCGUUGCUGCUGUUUCCUUGAAGGCUCGUGAGGCUAUGCCCAUUCCUGCACCUGCUCCUCAGAGGGUAUGUACCAAAUCCCACCGUCGUCGCCAAGUUUUCGGAAACACUACGGCAUCGGCCUCGAAGAAGGGGUCUGUUGUCAAUAGGGCGAACUUAAAUGCUGGUAACAAUACUGUUUCGGCUAUUUCAUUUGCUGCCUCUGGCAACGCUGCUUCUCAGGUCGGGUCGUGGACGUGGUGGUCGUAACCGUGGUGGUAACGGUGGUGGCAACAACAACCAAGCCAACCAGGCCAACUCCUCGACUGCUGCUGCUGCUGCCUCCAUUGAUGCUGCUGCAGCGGCUUCUUCGAGCGCGGCUGCCAACAACGAUGCUGCCACCGCUGCCUCCUCCUCCGCCGACGUUGCGGCCGCGGCUUCAUCCUCCAACAACAACAACAAUAACAACAACAACGGUGGUGGUGGUGGUGGCGGCAACAAUUCUGAUCUCUCCCUCGACCCCGCCAACGUCCAAUCCGCCUCCGACUCCACCGGUCAAGCUGGUUCGGGUGCCGAAGCUGGCCAAGUCAACUCCGCCACCGACCCCGCUAACUUCAUUAACUUCUGCACCGGCAAAACCCUCACCAACGGCCUCCAAGUCAAAGGCGGCUCCUGCAACGGUGUCGUCAUGGGCGAUAUCCCUUCCACGUCCAACAUGAUCUCCUCCAUCAUCACCGGCCCUUCCAGCGGCGAGGAUAUCCAGGCUGACACAACGUUCAGUAUCAACGUCCUUGUUGCGAAUUUGGCCGCGGGGCAGUUUACGAAUGCGCAGACGACGUAUUAUUCUGCGCCGCAGCAGUUGCAGAAUGGGCAAGUUCUUGGGCAUACGCACGUCACUAUUCAGGAUUUGAGUGGUACCACCAACCCUACUGCGCCGUUGGAUGCUACGACUUUCGCGUUCUUCAAAGGUAUCAACGAUGCUGGUACGCAGCAAGGCAACGGUGUUCGCGAGCUCAGUGCUGUUGUUACGGGCGGUUUGGCUCAGGGAUGUUACCGCGUCUGUACCAUGUCCUCCGCGAGUAACCACCAGCCUGUCCUCAUGCCCGUCGCGCAACGUGGUGCUCAGGAUGAUUGUUUGAGGUUCUCUGUUGGUGGCGGAUGUUCGGAUUUGGCUGCAAAGGCGAGGAGAAGGAUGAUGAUGUGAGGUGUGUCUGAACUUUCUUUUGUGAUGAUUAAUUCUUGUGGAGCUGGACUUCGCGAGACUGUAUAUAUUGAAUUGGGGUUUUGUGAUGAGGUAGAUAUUUUGUUUCUUGCUUCGAUAGUAAUGUGAGGGUGCGUUUGUAUCAUUUUGUCCAUUGUGAUUUCGUAGGUGCCGCAUCACCCUCAUCCAAGAAGAUCAUGAUGUCUCCUCCGAGCCCAUGUUUCCUGCGAGAUUGAGUAUCCAUC